AUGGCUGAAAGUGUGCUUCUUCUAGUCAUUAAAAAGAUCGGAAUCGCCUUGGGGAAUGGAGCUCUAGAUCAGGCCAGCUCUCAGUUUUCCAAGUAUGCGACACAACUCGUAGAGCUGCAGCACAGCAUGGGUCGUGUUGCGAGGGAGCUUCGUGUAAUGCACAAUGUUCUCUGUCAAAUGGACAUCCGAAACCGCAACGAUCAGGUUUAUGAGGGCUGGUUGGAUGAGGUGCGGAUGGUAGCACAUGUAAUGGAGGACAUGGUGGAUGAGUACUUGAAUCAAGUUGGUCAGGAACAUGAUAUGGGGUGUUGCUUUUACCUGAAGAAAGGGCUCAGAAGACCAAGGUCUCUGCUUUCCUUGAACCAGAUAGCGUCCAAUGUGCAUGAAAUAGAGAAAGACAUUGCACACUUAUCGGAGAUGAAAAACCGUUGGGUUCCCAUGGUAAACAAUGGAGAUACUAGCAGCUCGAAUUACAUUGUGAAGAGGUCCCAAGAUCUAGCAAACAUUUCACGUUCCCUCCAUGAAGAAGAUCUAGUUGGAGUGGACAAAAACAGAGAAAAACUUCAGCAGUGGUUGGAAGGUGAAGAUGGGGAAUGCUCUGUGAUAACCCUGCAUGGAAUGGGAGGGCUUGGCAAAACAGCUUUAGCUGCAAAUGUCUACAAGAUGCAGAGAGAGAAAUUUCAGUGCCACGCAUGGGUCUCCAUCUCUCAAACUUAUUCUAGAGAAGAUGUCUUGAUGAAUAUAAUCAAGGAACUCUGUAAAGAUAGAGUUGAUUUUUUAUCGAACAUCGCCACAAUGGACAUAACAUGCCUUGAAGAUACAGUGAAGAAAUUUCUGGAGAAAAAGAAGUAUUUGAUCGUACUGGACGAUGUUUGGACUCCAGAUGCGUUUGAUGACUUGUCUAGGGCACUUCUUAGUAAUGGCAUGGGAAGUAGGUUGCUAAUUACAACACGAGAAGGUGAUGUUGCUGCACUUGCUUCUCGUGGACAUAUUUUAACACUGGAAGCUUUACCAGAAGACAAGGCAUGGGAUCUCUUUUCAAAGAAAUCAUUUCCAAGGGAAACAAAUCAUGAAUGUCCUCAGGGUUUGAAGCCUUUGUCCAAGGAAAUAGUUAGCAAGUGUAAAGGCUUGCCUCUCGCGAUUGUGUCAAUUGGUAGCCUUUUGCACGUCCGCGAGAAAACUUUAGGAGAAUGGAGAAGAAUAAAUGACCAACUGAGCUGGGAGAUAAUUAAUAAUCCAAGGCUCGGCCACAUCAGGAAUGUUUUGCAUCUGAGCUUCAUAUACCUUCCGGAAUACUUGAAGUGUUGUUUCAUGUACUGCAGCUUAUUUCCUGAAGACUAUCUUUUCCAAAGAAAAAAACUUCUAAGGCUAUGGAUAGCAGAGGGCUUCGUCAUUGAAAGGGGCGCGAGUACCUUAGAAGAAGUGGCAGAAGGCUAUUUGAAGGAAUUGGUCAACAGAAACAUGCUACAGCUGGUUGAUAGAAACCCAUUUGGCAGGAUAAAGAGAUUAAGGAUGCAUGAUAUCAUACGUGAACUGGCAGUUGAUUUGUGCCAGAAGGAACGUUUUGGUGUAAAAUAUGAGGAGGUUAAAUGCGGGGGAUCUGUUCAGAGGGAUGAACGCCGAUUGGUAGUGCACAAACUGAAGAAGGACAUUCAAGAGUCAUUUUGUAGUGUCCAUGGACUUCGAAGUUUCAUUACACUGGACAAAAACAUGCCAUCAUUCACUGUACUACCUCUACUAUCUGAGAAGUCAAGAUAUAUGACUGUGCUAGAAUUAAGUGGCCUACCAAUUGAGAAGAUACCUGAUGCUAUUGGAGAUCUUUUUAAUCUUCGCCAUUUGGGUUUGCGGGAUACAAAAGUGAAGGUUCUACCGAAAUCAGUCAGGAAGCUUUCAAAUUUGUUGACACUAGACCUAUGUAACAGUGACAUACAAGAGCUCCCUUCAUGGAUUGUCAAGCUGGAGAACCUUAGGCACUUAUUUGCAGAGAAAGUGAAUGAUCAAUCCUUUAGAGUUCUACAUUCACUUAGUGGUGUAUGCAUCACCAAGGGUCUUGGUAACCUAAAAAAUCUGCAGACUCUACAUGCGUUGGAUGCGCAAGAUGAGUCUGUCAGACAAAUAGGGGAGCUGAGACAACUUAGGAGCUUGAGGAUACUGAAUGUGAAGGGGAUCUACUGUGAACUCCUCUGCAGAUCUCUAGUGCAGAUGCCAUUUUUGUCCUACCUAUAUGUGGGUGCAAGUGAAGAUAAUGAGGUUCUCAUGUUGAACGCCCUCCCGCCUAACCUGCAAAAGAUAAGUUUGAAUGGAAAAUUAGCCGAAGGCACAUUGUUGAGAGAGUCACCUCUCAUCCAAGCUAUGGAGCAAAACAUGCAUGAACUAUAUCUACGUUGGUCCCAGCUGAGAGAAGACCCACUGCCAUCCCUUUCUCGGUUGGAAAAUUUGACGGUUCUACAAUUCACUAGAGCAUACAAUGGAGAGAAGUUGGAGUUUCUCAGGGGAUGGUUUCCCAAGCUGAAGGUUCUCUAUUUGCGUGAUCUGCCGAAUCUGAAGCAGCUAGAGAUGAAGAAGGGCGCCAUGGCAACUCUGAAAAGUUUAACACUAUUCAACCUCGGCAGUAUGGCGGUGGUCCCAUCUGGCAUUGAGUUCGUCAUGCCCCUUCAGUACCUAAGCUUCUACGAAAUCACCCAUGAUUUCUUGAUGUCGUUGUGCCAACACCCUCGAAUUGCCCGUAUUCCAUGGCAGUAUACUCUUCGAGAUUGA
Messenger RNA from Lolium rigidum, 2757 nucleotides. Its product is annotated as disease resistance protein RPM1-like. Bases 1 to 2757 code for a protein of 918 amino acids. NCBI's taxonomy places the organism in Eukaryota, Viridiplantae, Streptophyta, Magnoliopsida, Poales, Poaceae. The record is from RefSeq and is a predicted model, not a curated record. The transcript has a single exon. Gene Ontology annotation, biological process: defense response to other organism. Gene Ontology annotation, molecular function: ADP binding.